Lytechinus pictus (painted urchin) is the source of this 1071-nucleotide messenger RNA. Its product is annotated as histone H3, embryonic. Bases 8 to 418 code for a protein of 136 amino acids. Gene Ontology annotation, cellular component: nucleosome. The record is from RefSeq and is a predicted model, not a curated record. The transcript has a single exon. NCBI's taxonomy places the organism in Eukaryota, Metazoa, Echinodermata, Echinoidea, Temnopleuroida, Toxopneustidae. Gene Ontology annotation, molecular function: DNA binding; protein heterodimerization activity; structural constituent of chromatin.
AGUAAGAAUGGCACGUACCAAGCAGACCGCUCGCAAGUCCACAGGAGGAAAGGCCCCUCGCAAGCAGCUGGCCACCAAGGCAGCUCGCAAGUCCGCCCCAGCCACCGGAGGAGUCAAGAAGCCCCAUCGCUACAGGCCAGGAACCGUUGCUCUUCGUGAGAUCCGUCGCUACCAGAAGAGCACCGAGCUUCUCAUCCGCAAGCUCCCCUUCCAGCGUCUGGUCCGUGAGAUCGCUCAGGACUUCAAGACCGAGCUCCGCUUCCAGAGCUCCGCCGUCAUGGCCCUCCAGGAGGCCAGCGAAGCUUACUUGGUCGGUCUCUUCGAGGACACCAACCUGUGCGCCAUCCACGCCAAGCGUGUCACCAUCAUGCCAAAGGACAUCCAGCUUGCCCGCCGUAUCCGUGGCGAGCGUGCUUAAAUUGUCGGCUUGACAUUAUUAAACGGCUCUUUUUAGAGCCACCAUAUUUCCAAGAAAGAACAAACUGAACUCUAAACUUUUUAUAUGUUAUGAAAUAAGAAAACAAAAUCCCUCGGCCAGCGCCGCCCCACUCAAUCUCACUAUUCUCAGACUAGGUAGGACCACCACAUUUUAGAAAGCUCUUUAUUUAUUAAUUUGUCAAUAAAAAACACAGGCCUAGGCUAAUCUGAUCGGCUUACCUUUAGAAUCCAAUGUCAUGAAUCGAUUACAAAAAUCUCUAGAUUUUAAAACGAGAAAACAACGGAUACGACGUACCGGUACUUGUUAACUUUUUUAGAAAUUACGUUUUUGAGAUAAAAGCGGAUACAUGGAUACUAAGAUACGUGGAUACACAUGGAUACGAGGAUACGUGGAUACUGGGAUACGUGGAUACUACUACCGUACUGAUAAAUGGAUACAUGGAUACGAAGAUACGUGGAUACGCGGAUACGUGGAUACUACUACCGUACUGAUAACUGGAUACAUGGAUACGAGGAUACGUGGAUACGCGGAUACGUGGAUACUACUACCGUACUGAUAACUGGAUACAUGGAUACGAAGAUACGCGGAUACGUGGAUACGAGGAUACGGGCAGCUGGGAUAAUGUUUGUGGA